This is a messenger RNA of Durio zibethinus, 5389 nucleotides long. RefSeq names its product protein SCAR2-like. NCBI's taxonomy places the organism in Eukaryota, Viridiplantae, Streptophyta, Magnoliopsida, Malvales, Malvaceae. The record is from RefSeq and is a predicted model, not a curated record. Gene Ontology annotation, biological process: positive regulation of Arp2/3 complex-mediated actin nucleation; actin cytoskeleton organization. Gene Ontology annotation, cellular component: cytoskeleton. Gene Ontology annotation, molecular function: actin binding; Arp2/3 complex binding; protein kinase A regulatory subunit binding.
UUUCUCUUCCUUUUUGUCGUUUUUUUCCUUUUUUUUUUUUUGGGUAGGGAGAGGGAUUUUAUCUGGUUUUAGCUUCAAUUUUCGCUAUAUGCCAGCUCAUCAAUCUUUUAGGCUUUGAAUUUUAUGUUUUUGGAGCUGAAUUCUUGCUGUUAAAUUUUGAUUUCUGUUUGGAAGCUGUGCUUUUAAAUUUACAAAAUUACAAUAAACUAAUCAGAUUGGUUAAAUUUUCUUGGUUAGUUAGUUUGCUUAAUACGAAAUUUCUUUUGCUUUAAGGUCGAAGUUAUAGAAAUAACCAGAAUCUGUUAAAAGUUUUCUCAUAUGUAUCGAAUCGGAAUUUUAACUCCAGCCAUUCGAAUCUGAGACAUGCUUGGAAAUUGGUCACCUGUUUUUGUGAUCAAAUUUCUUUUCAAACGGUGUGUUUCUAGGUAUAUUUAACGUUUUAUGCUUUUUGGUACGUGUGCCACCCACCAAUUUAGCACUCAGAAUUCGAAAUUUCUAUUCAAUUUAAAGUGUAUCCUUUUUUUUUGAAGAAAAAUUCAUUACACAAAUUACAACUAUGCAUAUCGGGAAUUCCUUUAUAGACCAGGAUUCAUGGUUUGCUGCUGAGAUAUUCCAUGACUUGCAUGAAGAGCUAAUGGCAACUGCUGCAAGAGGCCAUGGUCUAAUGGCUCGAGUCCUACAACUUGAGGCGGAGUUUUCUUCCAUUGAGAGGGCUUUUUUAUCACAAACCAAUCAUUCAUUAUUCUUUACCAAUAUAGGUGUUGACUGGCAUCCUAAUCUGCGCACUGAACAUAAUCUGAUCACUCGAGGAGACUUACCUUACUGUGUGCUGGAUUCUUAUGAGGAAUGUCGGGGCCCACCACGGUUAUUCCUUUUGGACAAAUUUGAUGUCGCAGGUGCUGGGGCAAGCUUAAAGCGUUACACUGAUCCGUCUUUCUUUAAAUCAGAAUCAGCUUUCCCUGGAAUUGCACUGGUAGAAGUUCAGAGAGAAAAGAAAGCCCGUAAAGUUAAGAAGAAAGGAUCACGCUGGAGUAAUGGAGAUACUCCAGAAUUUGCAACAACAUCACAUGCCAAAUUGCAUCAGCUGUUUUUGGAGGAGCGUAUUGAGAAUGCUUACAAUGACCCUGCUCGUCUUGUAAAACUGAAAAGAAGGCAAUUAAAUGAAUCUCCACUUGACUCAAAAUCUGGGAAAAGUUACAUGGAGAAAUUCCUGGAGACUCCUUCACUGGCGUGUAAAGCGGUUUGUGAGACCUCUGGUACUCCACCACCUGUGAGAUCGACAUUGGAUAAUUCUAGUGAAUCUUGGCAUGAAAUUAGUGCAGUGAGUCCUGUGAAAAAGUCUGCACAAGGAAAGGAAACCUCAAGUUCUUCACCUUCUGCACGAGUUGUCCUGAAACCAUCCACACGAGAGUUGAAUGGAGAAGUCAUCGAUAGAGAGAUUGUGAAGAUGCCUGAUCCAACAGCUAAUUUCACAGAUGGAAUUCUCCUUCCCCUUCAUAAAGUAACAAUUGAAAAGGAAAUGAUAGUAGAUGGAGAAGGCAGAAAAGAAUGCAGCAUAGAUGGGGACCAUUCUGAUGACAUGGCCAGUGAGGUUGACAAUUACAUGGAUGCCCUUACUAGCAUGGAGUCUGAAAUUGAUACAGACAAUGAAUUCAGAUCUAAAAAUGAUAUUGGCUUCAUAAAUUUUGGAAAAUAUCGAACGGGUUCUGAUGCAAAUGAGGAAAAGCUCGAGGUCCAAGCCCAUUCAUCAGAUUCUCAAUCAGUUGGGAUCUCCUCUGCAUCUGAUGGUGGAAACUGCUUGUUCAAGAAAGGAAGAUCUAGUUUUUCCUACUCUGAUACUAUGGACAAUCUGGCUGAAGAUGUGCCAUCAGAUGGUGACGUAGCAGCUAGAGUCUUCCCUUCUGAUAAAAACAGUGUUACUGAGAUUGUCAAGGCACCCUCCAUUCAGUUUCCUGCAUGUUCAGAGAUGCAAUGUUCCAGUUCUGAUAAGGUUUUGUCACCAAAAGAUACCUUUUUUGGUGAAUGCAGGCUUGCUGAUCUUGGAGAAGCAUCUUAUAGUUCAUGUCUUGAAGAUUUGAAUUCAACGUACAUUUUGUUGGAUCAAGCAAGUUCAAUGGAAGUUUCUUUGCCGGAACCACAGCUUGAUGAGGUGUGCUUUAAUGGUGUCAAAAAGUUUUCUGAUUUGUCAGACAGUGAUGGUGGAAAAUAUCUGGCUGAUUCUUCAGAAGUCAUUUUGGUUGAUUCUUCUGAGAAACAGGAGGUUUCUUUGAUCAGUCUUUCUUCUGAAAGCCAUCCAGUGGAUGAGUUAGACAGUGGAGACACAAAUGUCUCUUCUGAUGCUUUCCUACAUUUAUCAAACAUAUUACAGCUUGCUCCUGAAAGGAGAAGUGCUAAUGAUCCUUUAGAUGAAGUUCUUAAAGCAGCUUUUUCUGAAGAGAGUUGUGCUGAAAAUUCGGUCAACCAAAUGAUUGGUUCACCAAAUUCUGUUAUUCAACCAACAGAGGAGCAACUCCCUUUUUCAACUUCGGCAGAAGUAGAAAGAAGUUCAGGUAUUAUACUAUCACCUGAAGGUUUGGAUGUUAUGAAGCCUGUCAACUUAUCUUCGGAGGUCAAUGAUGAUACUUUAGAGGCUGGUCUCAACUCAGAAUGUAUGACUCCUUUGGUGGAGACUUCACAGACUUGUGGCUUUAAUGAACGGCAGUUUUCAGACAUAUUACACGAUGAUACACAACUUGAAGCUGACCCUACAGAUAUAGGAUCUUCUUAUUCUGAACAGAAACAAAAUGUUGAUGAACUUUUUGAUGCUGCAGAGGGGGAAGAAACUAGGGAAUCUACCUGCAGUGUGAAUGCAGUGGAAGGGGAUGCUAUCCCUUUUGAUCUUCCAUCUCAUUGCAAUGAUAAUUUGGACCUCAAGGAUCAUGUGGGCUUAGAUGAUCUGGCAACUAAAAAUGUUCAUGCUGAAAGUAUUGCAGCAGUUUCCAUUGCUGCUUUUGGUUCUGCUGACUUUGAUGAUGCUGUUGAUAAUACUAGUUUUCAGUCUUCAAAUUUGAUUUGUUCUCUAUCUGGAAAACUGAUGAAUUUGGAAGAGUCUCUUUCUGGUGAUGGGGAGCUAUGUCAGGAAAUUUUGGAAUCUAAUGAGGUUAUUUCUCAAGUAUGUCUUAUAGAGUUAGAUACACGACAAGAAAGAAAUCAAGUGGAAGGUGCUCUAGCAGAUAUAGAUUCCACUUCAUGCAAAUCAGUCACUUGCAACAAUUCCAAUUUAGAGGAUGAUUCUCUGGCUGAGCUAACUAAAAAUAGUUUGAAUUUCAUUGAUUUAACCACUGCACCAUCUUCUUUGGAAUUGAGUGAUCAAGACUCAGAAUCGAAAUAUUUGAGUCAUCUGAUGGACAGUGGGGAAGAAGUGGUGUCUUCACCUACGUAUUACCUAUCUGAAAAAGAAACUUCUAUAGAACAGUCAUUAGACUUCCAUACUAAUCAACAUGAUGUGGGAAGCCUGCAUACAGUUGAAGAUAGUUCAAAUUCAUUAAAUCCCGUGUCCAAUCAGAUACCAUCUCUGGAUCAUGUUGAUCAGGAAAAAUGCUUACAAACGUCUUUUGAACAUUCCAAAGAAGGCUCUUCAAGUCAACCUUCAUUAGAGGUUUCACAACAAUCAGUUAGGCAGGAUAAGCAAGCAAGUUAUCCAUCAGAUCCUAUACAUCCUGCCUUUGUCCUGCAGUCUGAGCCAACUAAAGUUAGUAUGGAGGCAAUGCCACCAUUGCCCCCUCUUCCUCCGAUGCAGUGGAGGAUAGGGAGAGUUCAACAUGUUUCUUCAGCUGCACAAAGAGAAUUGGUUGAACAUGGUCAAGAGUCAUUCCCAAUGAUAACACAAUACAGAACUGACGAGAAAGCUCAAUUUGGUUUAUCAGCAUUAGAGAAGGGGAUUGAACUGUCUAGAAACCCAUUUUUACCUGUCUUGGAUGGUGAAGAGAAGUCUGGUAAUGUGUCUGAUCAAUUGGCUGCUAAUUUCAUGCAGCCUUGUCCUUUUUCUUUUCUCCCGCCAACUGCUGAUUACAAUGCUAAUAGCCAAUAUAAUGGUGCCUGUUUAAAUAGAACACACUCAAACCCAUAUUUGACAUUAGCCAUAAUACCCAUUGAAAGCCUUGAAUGUGGUUCCAUUGCUAUGGAGGGUGAUAGGGUAGAAGCCAGUUGCUCCUUGCCUAUGCCAGCUACUGAUACAGCUUGUAGACGUAUUCCUGUAUCCUCAGAUGAGAAAACAACAUAUCUUUCAAACCAAUUUGUACUGGAUACAGGUUUAGAAGGUGAGCACCACAAACAAAAUUCUGAGGGAGAACAUGAGAAUCCUCCUGAUAUAUCUCUGCCCCCACCAACUAAGAGAGAGGUACAGAUUCGAACCAAGGUAGCAGAGGAUCUUCCUGCCAACGUAGAAGGGCUGUUUCCAGUCAAGGAAGAGGAGCAGCCUCAGCAUGGUUUGGCAGCUUCAGCACGAGAAACUGCACAGACAUCAGAUGCCAUCUUUCAGCAUGGUUUGACAUCUCCUGAGGAAGAAAUUGCAUUGGCAUCACAUACAACUCUGCAGGACAAUUUGUCAACUUCAGAGAGAGAAGCAGCAUGGUCAUCAAAUACACUUGCUCUAUUACCAGUUGUUGAAGAUGGAAACUCAAAUGGGAAUCCAACGAUUAAACUUCCUCGACCUCGCAAUCCUCUUAUUGAUGCUGUUGCUGCUCAUGGCAAAAGCAAGUUGAGAAAGGUAACUGAGCAGGUUCGACAUCCAAUCAUUCCAAAGAUAGAUGAAAGAGAUUCAUUGCUGGAACAGAUAAGAGCCAAGUCCUUCAACUUGAAGCCUGCAGUGGUGACCAGACCCAGCAUUCAGGGUCCUAAAACCAACUUAAAAGUUGCAGCAAUCUUCGAGAAAGCAAAUGCAAUUCGCCAGGCAUUGGCUGGAAGUGACGAAGAUGAUGAUGAAGAUGGUUGGAGCGAUUCUUGAAAGGAUCUUACGCAAUGGCACAUUUUUUGUGGUUACUUCUUCAAAAUGUUUGAGCCAAUUAAUUUCCCCGUCUUAGUGAAUAGGAAAAAUAUUUUUGGUCUAGUCACUGGUGUAUUCUUUUCCUCGACAUUCUCAUUCUGUUGGUGUAUAAUAUUCUGACUUUUUUCCCGUGUAUCUCACUCACACAAUGGGGACUUAGUCACCGGCACUUGCCCUGCUAUAUGUUCACGGAGUCGGAAUCCAAUGUGCGGUGAAAUGCUUAUAGAAGAACCGAGUUUCAUGGCUCAGCGUGCAAGCCUCGUUCCACUGCACUGCCAGUCGAAUGCCGUGUCUUAAUAUUAUUUGAAGAUCUGGAAAGGUGUAAAUUGCUUUUGAAAAAUCAGUAAAUAUAAAUUUUGAUAUGUA